GAACUUCUUCAUUGAUAUCACAAAUAUAAGUUAUGUUGACAAAAACAGUGCCAGUCUACUCCAAGAUGCAUAUGUUGACUCGGUUAGACAAAAAAUCAGAACACUGGAAUCUCGAAUUGCACAAAGUGAAUUAUUACUACCACAGUUAGAAUGGCGAAGACAAGCUUACAUGGAGGAGACUGUGAAUGGACUAUCUGGGAAGGUUGCAUUUUUGAAUCGUAGAUUUGAUGAACUUUUGCCUCAAUGCAGAAUGAAACAACCAGAAACCAUGGCUUGAAUAAUCAAAAAUAUAUAGGUGCACAUGUCGACCAUAAAGAGAACAAAAUGGAGGAAAGAAAAAAUACAUACAUAUGAAAAAUAUAUAGGAACUAAUUAUUAUUAUGUUUCCAUAAGUAGACAAGUGAUAUUCUAGCAAAAAUGUUCACAUGUGAAUUUUAAAUGUGUCGUCCAUCUUUGUAACC
Molecule: messenger RNA, 461 nt
Organism: Leptinotarsa decemlineata (Colorado potato beetle)
Lineage: Eukaryota; Metazoa; Arthropoda; Insecta; Coleoptera; Chrysomelidae
Source: RefSeq, a predicted model, not a curated record